UGAUCUUAGGAAGGCUUCCAAGAGGGGCCUGAUCCGGACUCAUGCGAUUGGCUGGCCCGAGCGUGUCACGUGGCGGUAGUUCGCGUGGGUGGGGGCCGGAGACGCGGCACCGCGGGCGAAAGCGGUGAGUUUCGUUCUAGUAUUUACCUCGCAGUGCGAAGAUACUUUUCUCUCGGUUAUACGAUCGCAUUCUUGAAGCUAAUCGCGUUCCGUGCGACAGGUAAUUAGUAAUACAGUUCGACGACGUAACGAAAGUAUCGGUAAACAUUACAUCGAUGUGCGUCCGGUGACAGAGUGGCGAACCGUAACGCGAUUGUUCGCCAUCUUCACAAAAUCGCGCGAGUGAUCGGUCGAUUAUAGGCGAGGAGAGGUCUUUUCUUCGGCUCCUCCUCUUUUUACAAACGAAGAACUCGAACGCAUAGAAGCGCAAUGUCCAUGUUCCUUGCUCCCUCGUCACGUCACGCGUCACCAACAUGGACGUCGUGUUCGAUCAUCGAACGUACGAGCUAUUGUAAGACAUCGAAGUUUUGGCUGAGCGUAGAUUCUUAAAAAAAAAAAAAAACAGAAAUGGCGCUAAAUAAUCGGUACCACGAGCCUGAAGGCUUCCCGAAGGGUGGAAGAGGCGAGAGAGAAAGAGAUAGUAGAGUAUGAAUGAUAUUCGAACGAUAUAAGACAAAGGACAGACGAUUCAGCGAGGCGAUUAAUGAUUGGCUGCGCUUGAGGGGGGUCGGAUAUACUGGUCCCUCUUUUUGACCUCUCUCAGAGAAGGAGAGAGAGAGAAAGAAAGAGAGAGGAGAUGAGCGAUAGCGAUUUGGGAAUGGUAACGUCGCCGGCGGCGUCUGUGCUGGCAACAUGCACGGGGACAAUGGAGGACGAGCAGGAAAAGUCCUCCCUCGAUGGAUCCAUCGACAUGAAUCUGGUAAACGGACCGAAUCCAUGGCUUCCGGCCUAUGGUUUCCAGCUACAACAUCAUUCCCGUUUUCAAUCUACACACGAGGAUUUACGUGUUAAAGAUGCAGUACCAGUGCAGCAAGUCGAUUUUUUAGAGACCAUUUUCGAAGAAACCUCUGACGAUUUGCAGAGCGAUUCCGAUCACAGUGGUACGACUUAUUGGUUGGGCUCAGAUUCAGAAACGGAAAGUGUUAUACACAUCGAAAGAAAAGAAAACAUUACAGGUGAAAGAAUAAACGAUAACGAUGCCGAAUUCAACUCCAUAAUACCUAAGAAGAGAUGUCGAAGAAAUAACAACACAGACGAGCGUGAUCCUUAUGUGACUUUUGAUGAUUUUCCGACUUCUCCAAGAUCUUCAAGGUCCUCUGGAUCGUCUAGAUCCAGUUCAUUGUUACAGUUCGAGUCUCUGGAAAGAACUUGUGCUACCUUAUCACCGUCCAGUUAUAGUUUCGAUUCUCUCGAGUAUUCCUAUCACUCGAAUGUGUCUCAUUUGGGGAACACGUCGCCGGAUAGUCUCGAGCAAGAUAACGAUGCAGUAGUGCAAAAUGGAUUUUCCAAUUCUGUCGAUCACUUUCCACGGAUUAGACCCUACCGUAGCUUCGACAGUUUGAAUAUCUGUCAAAAGGCUACGGAUUUCGAAGAAGUGACAUCAUUCAAUGAACAUGUAUCCUCGUAUCCGAAAAGGAAGUUAAACUUCGCGAGGUUCGAAAGGAACGAAUUACGAUCAAGAAACUUCUGGUACGAAGAAGAGGAGGAAGAAGAAGAAGAAGAAGAGUACGAAGACGAUGGCGACGACGAAGAAUUCGAGGAAGACGAACGGUUAUUAAAUCCGAAUCGCCGUGGAUGCGGAUACUUCGAGGACAGAUUGCACGCCUUCGGCGAUUCGAGUUGCAAUUAUGCGACGUCAUUGGAUUAUAAAAACACUAUAGAUUUGCGAAAGAUCGGUGUUGAGUCAAGAAGGGAUAUGUUCUUAGAUCUGAAGUCUGGCCAAAAAGUAGCGUCGUCUUCCACGCGUCUGUUGCAGACAAGUUUAAAUAUAACCAGUAGCACGGCUCAUGGUCAUAGUAAGAUGAACAGCGAACACGAUGCUCGUCAUCCUCGUCAUCAUCAUCGUCAGCAACAGCAACAGCAACGUUUCGGUCACGAGCAUCUUCACGAGCAGCGGCAGCACCAGCAAUAUCAACGUCAACGGUGGACCGAAGAGGAGUGUUUUAAUUUUAGAUUUACGGAGAAAUCUCAAAGCGCACCCAGUUUGCCUUCGAUCGUCAACGAAUACGCUCACGAUCCGGAUAUAUUGGCGGAGCUCGUUUCUUCGAGAUCAAAGUCAUUUGUAUCUACGUCAAAUUUAUUUGAGAAUUAUACCAAAGUUACCAGCGUACCCAUCGACCUGGAUCUUUGCGGCAUAUCAACAUCUACGAGGGAAGAGGAUGAACGAUCGUGCGACGAUAUGAGUAUGAAAGAUCACAAAAUGGCGGAAGUCAAAAGCGUACGUGGUCUGGAGGAUAUGCUGAAUCACGAAGAUGGCGAACUGCUCGGAUCCAAUGAGAAAGAGAACGACAUUGAAACGACAAAACGGCGGUCGUGUUCGGUAAGAACUCAGCCAGCUCAGAAUGCAAGAAUCGACGUUGGAGCGAUGCACAAUGAUCUUUCAACGACGGAUGUACAGAACGGCGAGGAGGAGAACGUUGAUGCUGACAGCGACGAAUACGAGGAGCAGCAACAGAUCGCAUCGACCGUGAAGACUCAAGAUCGUAGCAACGUAUUGGAUAUAGCGAUGGCUAUGGAGAACGAUAUAGACGCGGUCGUUGAUGAGGCCGUGAAACGGCUCAAACGAGAAGUCGAGGAAGGUGGUGGUGGCAACGAUAUCGUAGAUGCCAUUCGUAGGCAGUAUUCCAAUAAGCAAAUGUCGCAAAAGGUAAAGAAAAACGCUAGUUACGAAUUGGCGCAACAAUUUGAAGUCGAUGAGAGAAAUUUCCGAAGGCGUGCGAUACCGUCGGUAUCCAAUGAUGAAAGUACGAGGUCACCUAGGAAUGCUAGCAGGAAGAAACGAGUCAUCAAUAAUGCCAGUUACGAAUUGGCACAGCAAUACGAUUACAUUAAGUCUUUUCAAGCUAGCAGAGGCGCAUUUCAACGAAUGGAUGCCUGUGACGAAUUGGAGGAAUCCAGUUCAGGACGAUCCUCGCGUCUCAAAGUGUCCGACUCGAGAUCGACACGUACUGGCAGCAGCUCCGCAUUAAAUUUGAGCGGUGAUUCUCGUGCCGAUUUCGCACCCUCGCUCGGCUCUUACUCAAAAUCCACGGAGAACGUCUCAAAGCACGCCGAGGAAUCACUUUUUGGCCAGAUAAAAAAAAACUCGGCUUUUUUUUCGGUGCAUGGAGAAAAUGUUAAUAAUCGCGUUUUCGUAGACGAUGAGGUAGAUUAUCCCUGUCUGGAGAGCAAACCUAUAGGAAAGCUUAACCUACUGGACACCACAUUAGAAGAGGAAGAUCUUAAUAGUGAACAAAUAGAUAAAGAUAGGACCUUUCGUGACUUAUUGGAAGAAACGAUGUUGCUUCAAAGCAUUGCUUCCUUGUGCGACGAUGAUUUACGAGAAACCCCGAGGGAAGUAAAAUUACAAAAAAAGAGAUCGUUCAUAGGCGAAUUUUAUCCAGAAAAGAGCAAUUUAUCUGUUCGUUCGAGAGAGAACGAAGAUUUAUUGUCGGAGGAGAGAGAGAACAGAGACGAGAACUUGACGGAUAGCGGAGUGGACGAAGAAGACGGCAAGAAAGAGCAGCAAGUUGGAAGCGAGGUUUCCGGUAGGAACACUACGAAGAAGAUGGUAGACAUUGCGGAGAAGGUAGAUGCGACGAUGGAGGGGCGUAAUAAGAAAAAGGAGGCGGAAGUGGUGGUAGAGCAGGCGUGGGGACAAACUCUUCAUGGUGAUCGUACUUCCCCACCAAGCGGCAAUAAAGCCGACAGUCUGAAAGUUAGUCAAGGUAGUGGGAGUCAGUCGACGAUGGCAGUAGCUUUGCCAGUUGAUACGAAUCAUCGCGGUGAUCGUGACGGACAACGGGAGGAAACGACGUGGUCGAAAAUUACAACGGCGGCGAUAACGAAGACAACGGAAAGUAUGACUUUACCGGCGAAAGUUGAUGACCUUACAUCAACGAGCAAGACCAUGGAGUCGGCCUCAAAGAGUGAUUCUAAGCUUUGGAAAAAUACCGCGGUUGAAAGAUCGGCGACCAUCAAUACGAAACAACCGACGGUCUUGAAAAACGAAGAAAGAAAGAAGGGUGGUAUCGGUUGUUUCUUACAGAGAUUCUCCAAGUUGAGGUUUAGUGGUAGGUCAAAGGUACCUCGUUCGGAGAUACAAAACAAAUGCGAGGCCCGUAUCGGGCAACACUCGAAUCGCAAUGAGUUUUAUCAGGAAAGAACGAAGAAGGAACCGGAUUAUAUCAUUAUACCCUUGCAUCCGCCGGACGAAGAGAGAUCGAAGGACGAGGUCGUUGCCCUCGAAAGUAGAUCUGACGAUACCGGGAGAAACAAUGUCGAUCUUCAAAGGAGUGCCUCCAGUGUUAGUUCCGGCAGGAGGGCGCCAGUAUGCAGCAGCAAACCACCCCUACCGCCACAACCACCCCGUCUAGUAUCAUCGGGCUGUAGAAUCUCGGGUGCGGCGGCAUCAUCGUCGUCGACGACGUCGGCACCGUCGUCGUCGUCGUCGUCGUCGUUAUUAUCAUCGUCAGCGGUGUCGCGCCGACGCGCCGUGACGGACCUUGGAAAUCCGGCGGCCAUCGAAAUGGCGAAGGCCCGCGCGAUGCAGGCCGCUCAGCAAGAGCAGCGUCCGGUCGGACUUCUCGAAACCGACCUCGAUGACGAGGUCGUUCUAACGACCAACGUCGUUGACUCCUCAGGCUGUAGCAACGCCGGUAACAGCAACAAAAAGACUAGGAGUUUGUUAGACCUGAACCACACCUCAAGCGUUGUACCCCAAGGUACGAGCCUAGAGAACGCCCUACGUGUACCUCAGUUGCCCGUUGGCUCUUGCCACAGAAACCAGCGAAACGACGGAACCGCGUCUGGCAUCGAUCAACGUCCGCACAAAUCCAUGGAGUUUCUCCUUGACAAGGAGAACCUUCACUUUGUUAAGCCGCCAGAAAACGAACUGCAGAAAGUCGGUGAACGUGUGCCAAGUGAGCACGAAUUAAGGGUACAAAGGUCUCUACAACGACUAAACGUUCCAGACUGGUACAAAAAUUCUCCCACGGCUCGCGAUGGUUUCCGAUUAAAGAGGCACUCCGAUGCAUCUCAGCAUGGAGGUUGGCGUGCGCUCGGCUCGAAAACUACCUCGCUGUCAUCUCUUUCAUCCUCCUCGAAUAGACAACCAACCACAGGCGCUCUAUUAAGUCCUAGUCCUACGCCUCCUGUAUUCUCAAGAUGGAGUACCAGUUUGUUAAACAGCGCUGGAAGUUCACCGGCAAGUUCAGCAAAAUUAUCGUUCUAUCAUCGGCAACCUUAUUUGGGUUGGCGUUCGCAAGAACGGCUAAGCAACCCACGUACACCGGCGGAACGUCUCGCUCAGGGUAUACUUUCUCAGCUGCAAUCGCCAAAUAAGCAACAGCAACAGCAACAGCAUCAGAAUCAACAACAUCAACAUCAGCAGCAGCAGCAGACGCAACAACCGCACCAUCAACAGCAGACGACGAAUCAACAAUUGGAAGUGAGAAAUUCUAUAAAGGAGGUGACUUCAGCCAUUGUACAUUAUGUACAAAGCGGCCAAGAGGUCGACGGAAACGAAAGACUCUCUCCCUUGCCUCGACCAGAAGACUGGGAAGAUAGGGGUGAAGUAAGGUCCACCAGUCCCAGAGGAAGCGCGAGGCUCUGCUGGAUGGAAAGCUCGUUCGUUGGUACGAGACCCGUGGAUUCGCCGGAAACUCCGAUGAGCCUGGCUACAGAUACCGAAUGUUGCGUCGGAUGCAACGCUACCGGUACAGAAUCGUGCAGUUGCAUGGACUCCGCGACUUCCGGUCUUUAUCUAGACGUGACGCCGCCACUCGAUGAUGAACAACCACAAAUGCAUGGAAGUGUCCGCGGCAGUCUUUGCCUGUCGCCAUCGUCGUCCUCCGCCAAUUAUAAUCAUCCUCAGAUAUAUCAGCAACGGCAACACCAGCAACAACAGCAACGCCAUCACCGUGAUUCGGGACAGGGUGACGUGGUCGAGAUGACGAUGACAUCGGCUGUACCGCGAAACAAACCAAGCCCCGGGUCGACCACUCUAGAGGAUGUCCUUGAUUCCCUUCUGGGUCUGCCACCUGCGUCGCGUACACCUAGUCCUGGACCAGGUCCUGUAGUUAGCUCUACGACUUCGUCGUCCAUGCGUCAUCGAUCAAACAUUGGUCAGACUAAUGCUAAAGCCGGGAAAAGCUGCAGCGACCUACGUCAAGACCUCCAAGAGUCCGUUAGAAGCACGCUCGAGCUACAGGGAUCGUACGAGGAUCAACGUGGCUCAUGUGACGCGGUAAAGCUGACAAGACGAAAAAGCGAUGGGAGCGACCUGAUAUCUUCGAAAACUGCAUCGGUUUCCUUGCAAUCGAAAUCGGCCGGUCAGCAACGUCGACGACGGGUCUCCUUCGAUAAUGCUCAACAAGAGAGAAAUGGUCUGACAACGAAUGCCACGGACAAGAUAGUGCACUGUCGAAAUAAUAAAUGCACUAAUUCUGCUACUUUACUUGAAGCAAGAAGAUCCUACAAGAGCUGCCACAAUUGCACCUGCUUGUACUGCUCGAGAGAGUGUAGAAGGGCUCAUUGGCAACGACAUCGAAGAAUCUGUUUACAUUCUCGCGCUGGUAGUCUCUGCAAAGAAGUGUUGUCGUCAGCGAAGGAGGAUCCAAGGACUUUAAGACACAUCUCCGCCUUGGCUAAACGCGGUUACGCUUCCCAUGGACGUGGCGCAGUAAAAUGUUUCUUUUCAAGUCCAGAGGCAGCAGAGAGAUUCGUUGGAAAUGGUUUCCCAGAGCUUGGUGAGCCUACUUACAUUAGAUGGUCAGAUCUCUUGCCUGGUGAAAUGGGUGCAGAGCUCUAUGCCGAAGUAAUGAGGCUUUGUAAAUCCUACAAUCCGGAUACCAGAUUGGUUCUCUAUGUUGCCAUUUGCGUUGUUAGCGAGGUACCAACAAGUGGUGCUGUUAAAUGGGAACGGCAAUUAGUAUCACGGUGCGCCAAACUUCGUUUGGACUCAGCUUUUAGACAACCCAAUUUCUCAACGUCUCCGCAAGGUAAGACGACGUCACCAUGUAACAUCACUAGGGAAAUGGACUCGCCGGAAACGCUCGUUCUCACGUCAUUGCCCACGAGCACCAAUGUUGGUCAAAACGCAUCUAGAAGAGUAAGAGAAAUUGGUUUCACGAAUAUUCAAAAACAAUUAAGGCUUCGUGGCGUUUCCCUCAAAAAGCAUUUUCCUCAAGUAUACAGGAAACUUUGCUCAUAUGUCGAUGGUUCUGUUGAUAAGUUCGCACCUGUAACAAUUUAUCCAAGAGAUCAAACUUCUGGUAAGAGCUUUAUGUGUAUUAUUAUGCUUGAUGCAGAACCAGAACGACUUCGGCUACUUCCAACUGACUCUUCCAGGGUCAAAACUGUUGACAUUAGUGUAGAACAAGAGUAAAGUCCAAGACAUGGAAUAGGUUAGAUUGCUACCUUUCAAAUCUCUUUAAUUUUUCAAAAUUCAUUGUCCAUGGGAUAGGAUAAUGCUGUAUAUCCACAAUGAUGAGCGAUCUUGCAGAAUGGAUGGUACAUUUUGUCGGAGACAAAGGAUAUCAAUAUAUAUAGCUAAUCGAAUGUGUUAUUCGAUGACUGUUGGUUUAUACUAGAUUGCAAAAUUUCAUAUUACAAAUAUGCAGUACAUAGAAACUGUGAUUUUACACGUUCUAAAGUUCUUACCAUUUUGCCAAUCGUAUUGACUGCAUGUCGUCAGGAAUAUGAAGCAUUAAAGGAUAGUUUCAUGAAAGUAGAUAUGAGAAAGUAAUUAAACAUACACUUAAAUAAAAUAUACAAAUAAAAUUAAUAGUUAUUAUAAAUGUUUUGAUUCAAUAAAUAAUAUACAUAAUAGGGAAUACAAUUCUUUAAAAACAAUUAUCUGUGAUAGCUGACUGAUUACUUCUUAAUUCAUUUCUUUAUUUAUGCAUAUUAUUAUUAUUAAACAAGUCUUCCACAAAUUUUAUAUUUUCUAAUACAGUAGCAUAGAAAUGAAUGUAUUAAUUACAAGAAAUAUGAUAUAUAAAUUUUACUGUUAAAAUGCUACAAUGGUUAGUUUGUACAAAGGAAUAUUCUUUUUAUCUCAAAGUUAUUUACAUUAUUGUGUAUGUUAAUAUUUGAAUCUCUAUUCUUAACAAAUUAUGUCUGUUGUAUUACCAAUAAUAUUUCAAUAUAUUUACUGACGACAUGUAUUCUGGUUGGCCAACAAAUUGAUGAUAAUUUUAACUAAUAAUAUUAAUGGAAAAUUAAAAAUGCUUUAUUUAAGAUUACUACAGAUGUUUUUCACAUAAUAUAUAGAAAAUCAAAGAUAAUUAACUAAAUUAUAAUUAAGUUAAACCCUGUAGUGGAAAUUAUCAUUAACAUAUAUAUUCUUAAGAAAUGCAACGUUUAUCACAAAAUAUUAAGUAUUUCUUUUUAGUAUCAAAUUGAACACAAAUAUUAAAUAAUAAUAAAUUUAAUUUGAAAUCAUAUUAGAUCUCUUACCUCAAUAUUAAUUUACUAAAAGAUUUGAUAAAGUAUUAAAUACAGUACAAAAGUACCAGUAUUCUAAACAUUACUACUCGUAUUUGUUCCAUGAUACAAUCUUAUGGUGCAAAAAUAAAUUGUCAUCUUACACUUUCUGUGAAAACUCAUCUACCUAAAGUAGCAAAAUCGCUUUGUUUCAUUGAAAAAAUAUUAACAAUUUGAUCUGUAUAUUGCAUUAAAUCAUGCACGUCUAAUAUAAAAUUUAUCAGGUCACACUUCAACUCAUAAUCAGCCAAAUAUUAAAACUGCUAAUAAUAGUAGUAAGAAUAUCAAUUUUUAUUCUAACCUCAAAUUUUAAAUCGACUUGUAAUAAUACAUAUUAUAUUAGCUACUAAUUCGUCGACUUGUAUAUUGCGGAUACACGUAUAAAUAUUUAGGAGCAUAGUAACGUGUAAUCGCAAAAAAUGUGAUGGAAAUAAAAAAUGAGUGGAUAGUGUAAUGAGGUUAGUAAAAUAAUGUCGACAUAUGGCCAAAUUAUAAUUGACUAAUAAAUGACCAAUCAUAAA
Molecule: messenger RNA, 9206 nt
Organism: Vespula vulgaris
Lineage: Eukaryota; Metazoa; Arthropoda; Insecta; Hymenoptera; Vespidae
Product: serine-rich adhesin for platelets
Exons: 12
Coding region: 797-7585 (2262 amino acids)
Biological process (GO): mRNA 3'-end processing; cell-cell junction organization
Cellular component (GO): plasma membrane; RNA polymerase II, holoenzyme; apical junction complex
Molecular function (GO): RNA polymerase II complex binding
Source: RefSeq, a predicted model, not a curated record